AUGUCGAUCGAAGAAGGAUACGUUUCCCGAACCCUCAACAACAGACUCACUGCGAACUUGAAACAGCAGCAGAAACAAGCGCCGGCCAAAGUUGUAUAUGAAAAGGCCAAUUUCUAUCUGGAUUCAAGAUAUCAUGUUGUCAGUGUGCUUGGAAAGGGUUCCUAUGGAACAGUUUGUUCAGCGGUUGAUAUCCAAUCAAAGGACAAGGUUUCUAUCGCCAUCAAGAAGGUGAGCAAUAUCUUCAACAAAGAGGUGUUGUUGAAACGUGCAGUCAGAGAGCUGAAACUAAUGUCGUUCUUCAAAGGCCACAAAAACAUUAUCAAUCUCGUGGACCUGGAUAUCGUUUACAUGAAACCCUACGACGGUCUGUACUGCUUCCAAGAGCUAGUAGACUACGAUCUUGCCAAGGUGAUCCACUCGUCUGUCCAAUUCAGUGAGUUCCACAUCCAGUGUUUCUUGUACCAAAUUCUUUGCGGGCUCAAAUAUAUUCAUUCUGCAGACGUGAUCCACAGAGAUCUCAAGCCCGGUAAUGUUCUUGUCACCAGCCAAGGUGUGCUCAAGAUCUGCGAUUUUGGGCUCGCCAGAGGUAUCUCUGAGCAAUAUAUGAACAAAAGCCAUAGAUCCAGCAACAUAACCAACUACGUGGCCACGAGGUGGUACCGUGCUCCAGAAUUAAUUCUCACUAGAAAACAAUAUGGCAAGGAAAUCGACAUGUGGGCUGUUGGAUGCAUCUUUGGUGAACUUUACGGGCGCAAACCGCUGUUCAUCGGAGACGACCAGAUGCAUCAGAUAAAUGAGAUUUGCAAAGUGCUGGGUACCCCAUCUCGUAGCGUGAUAAUCGGCUACAAUUCUACGGUGGCAUGGGAUUAUUUUGCGUCUCCCAAGCCGCAAUUCCAGAAACAGGAAUGGUCUGACAUCUAUCCGCACGCCAGUCCUUUGGCACAUGAUUUGCUUUCCAACCUUCUGUGCUGGAAGGUGGACAAUCGGUACACUGUUGAGCAAUGUCUUGCGCAUCCAUUGCUAUCAGAAGUGCGUAAUCUCGAGGACGAGCCGGUGGUGGCAGAGCCGUUUGAUUUUAGUUUCGAAUGGAAGUGUCGCACCGUCAAUGACAUGAAGGUUCUUCUCCACGAAGAGGUCGAGAGGUUCAAGCAGGAAAGAAAGGCAAAGCUCAAGUAG
Messenger RNA from Ogataea philodendri, 1176 nucleotides. RefSeq lists its product as uncharacterized. The record is from RefSeq and is a predicted model, not a curated record. The transcript has a single exon. Gene Ontology annotation, biological process: intracellular signal transduction; protein phosphorylation. Gene Ontology annotation, cellular component: cytoplasm; nucleus. NCBI's taxonomy places the organism in Eukaryota, Fungi, Ascomycota, Pichiomycetes, Pichiales, Pichiaceae. Bases 1 to 1176 code for a protein of 391 amino acids. Gene Ontology annotation, molecular function: ATP binding; protein serine/threonine kinase activity.